AUGCCGUCUGCGUCUGUCGCCGCUGCUGCCCUUAGGUCGUCUGCUGCUGCGAAGCCGUCUACCCUAAGAUCGGUUGGUGUUGCUGUCCAGCCCCCUGUUCGAUCCCCUGGCGAGGCUUCUCUGUCUAGUGCUAUGAUUGGGGGCUCUGCGGGGGUUUCUUCUAAGGAUGGUGAUACGAUGCAUCCAGUGCCCUCCGUUGUUGAUCAGGCUGCCCGUGGCUUGGGGCCUGUGGCUGUUACUGUUUCGGGGUUUUUGGCCAAGCCUUCCUCAGCUACACACUUGGAUUUCCCAAAGUUGGGAACUGAUCUUAAAAGCUGCACGUACUCCCCCACACAAUCUCUGGUAGCCACCUGCAAAGUCACUAUCGUGUACCCUGUCGGCUCCGUCAACUCCUCCGGUCCGACCCGUGUUUUGUUUCGCCAACGUUCUGCUCCGGCCGCGGCCCUGCUGCGUUCACCGUCGGUGACCCGAACUCCGUCAUUGGCGGCCCAUACUCCUACCAUCGGCAGCCCUCCCAGCGCCGCUACCACUCACCUCUGGUCGACCUCCUUCCCGUCAGGGGACCUCUACACCACCCGACCUCCUGCCACGCGGCCCUCGGCUGCCGACACCUCAUCGCCACGUGGAAACCCGUCAUCAACCACAUCGGCAGUACCGUAUGUCACAUUAGAGCCCAGUUAG
Cryptomeria japonica (Japanese cedar) is the source of this 681-nucleotide messenger RNA. RefSeq lists its product as uncharacterized. The transcript has 3 exons. The record is from RefSeq and is a predicted model, not a curated record. NCBI's taxonomy places the organism in Eukaryota, Viridiplantae, Streptophyta, Pinopsida, Cupressales, Cupressaceae. The coding region runs from base 1 to 681 and encodes 226 amino acids.